Mauremys reevesii (Reeves's turtle) is the source of this 1219-nucleotide messenger RNA. Its product is annotated as anterior gradient protein 3-like. Gene Ontology annotation, cellular component: endoplasmic reticulum. Bases 62 to 604 code for a protein of 180 amino acids. Lineage: Eukaryota; Metazoa; Chordata; Testudines; Geoemydidae. The transcript is spliced from 8 exons. The record is from RefSeq and is a predicted model, not a curated record.
AACUGGAAGAGGUGCAUUUUCACAGUCUGCUCAGAGACCUCAGCUUAAGGUUCCAGAAAACAUGCACUCCAUUCAGUUACUGUGUUCUCUCCUCCUCUGCAAUGCCCUGGUGGUAGCUGCCCAGAGAAAACUACAGAAGGACCCUGAGCAGGAGGAGCAGGAGGAGGAGGAGAACGUCAUGCGGAUAAGGAUGCCUCAAACUCUCUCCCGAGGAUGGGGUGAUGAAAUUGAAUGGGUUCAGACAUAUGAAGAAGCUUUAACUAGAUCAAGAAACAGCAAGAAACCUCUGAUGGUCAUCCACCACUUAGAAGAAUGCCCUUAUAGCCAAGCUUUAAAGAAAGCUUUUGUUUCCAGCCCAGAGAUCCAAAAAAUGGCUCAAGAGGAUUUUAUUAUGCUUAACCUGGUGCAUUCGAGCACAGAUGACAACAUGGCCCCCGAUGGCCACUAUGUCCCUAGGAUCCUCUUUGUUGAUCCCUCUAUGACAGUUCGAGCCGAUCUGACAGGAAAGUAUAAGAACAGAAUGUAUGCAUAUGAACCAGAAGAUAUUUCAAACUUGAUUGAAAACAUGAGACGAGCAAAGACACUUCUCCAUACAGAACUAUGAACAAUGGGCCUGACCAGAUCUACACAUGCCAGGGAAGCGGACGGACUGUACAGCAAAAGGGCUCGACAACCCUGAUAGUGCAGAAAACAUGAAAAUAUAAAUCUGGAAGUUUAGUGGCAUUAGUGCAUUUUCAAAAUGUUCUGUACAUAGUGGCUAAUAUAGAGGAAGUGGUGGGACUGAGGGAUUAGACUAGAAUACAUUCAAUCUUCUCUGAAAUAACUCUAUGGCAAAGUCAUACUUAUGUGAACCCUGUGUGCUAUAUGGGGAACAUCUUAACAGUCCACUUCUUUCUUGUAAGUAACUGUUUAUUUAGGAAGUUAGCAGGUUUACAAAUCACUAGACAAGCAUCAGGAUUAUGUUUUUACUCAUGUUUACAAGCUAAUGUCUUUCAAACUUAAUAUUUAAAAAAGUGUCAAAUGCAAUGUUUUUUGGGGGCCAGUUUACUUUAAUUAUUGAAUAAAUGGUAACAAAUAUCUAAGUAUCCAUUUCUGCUCUGUAUUUUGCAGGGUAUAUAUUUCCAUAAUUUUUUCUCAAACAUAAACCUAUAUUUUAACCAUUUAUCUCUAAUUAUGGGCUAUUGGUUUUUUCUUCCCAUGACAAGCUGCUAACAAAUCU